This is a messenger RNA of Polyodon spathula (Mississippi paddlefish), 1757 nucleotides long. RefSeq names its product thioredoxin domain-containing protein 3 homolog. The transcript is spliced from 13 exons. Gene Ontology annotation, molecular function: nucleoside diphosphate kinase activity. The coding region runs from base 1 to 1464 and encodes 487 amino acids. The record is from RefSeq and is a predicted model, not a curated record. Gene Ontology annotation, biological process: CTP biosynthetic process; UTP biosynthetic process; GTP biosynthetic process. Lineage: Eukaryota; Metazoa; Chordata; Actinopteri; Acipenseriformes; Polyodontidae.
AUGGCAGGCAAAAAGAAAGAACUUCACUUACAGGUUGCAAUUACCAAUCAGGAACAUUGGGAUGAGGUUAUGUCAGCUAAAGGCUUAACAGUUGUAGAUGUGUAUCAAGAUUGGUGUGGACCAUGCAAAGCAGUGCUGAGUCUGUUUAGAAAGCUUAAAACUGAAAUUGGGGAUGAGCUGCUGCAUUUUGCUGUGGCUGAAGCUAGCCAUUUUCAUACAUUGGAUCCCUUUAAUGGAAAGUGCGAACCUGUCUUCCUCUUUUAUUCUGGUGGUAAAGCAGUGGCUAUAGUGAAAGGGGUUAAUGGCCCACUUUUGCAAAAGACAAUCUUAGAACAUGUGCAAGAAGUAAAGAAGCAGCAAGAAGUGGGUGACAAAUGCAUUGAAGCACUGGUCCAGGAAAUUCCCCUCCUUGAGAACACAUUAGAAGUGCCACCAAAUGAAGAUGCUCAUGGACAAGAAGACAAGGAGGCAAAAGCAGAGCAGAGAGGACUAAAUGACAAAGAGGUUGUGGAUUUGUCAGAUGAUUCCUACACUGUUGCCAUUAUAAAGCCUGAUGCUGUGUCUCAGGGUAAAGUGGAUGAAAUCAAGAAUAAAAUUCAAGAGGCUGGAUUCAUUCUAGUCACCGAAGAACAGAGACACCUCACUGAAGAGCAAGCUAGAGAUUUCUGCCUUGAUCAGGCUGGGCAGUCAGAGUUUGAGGACCUAGUCAAAUUCAUAUCAAGUGGACUUUGUCAUGUGCUGAUAUUAUCCAGAGGAAUUGAAGCAGAUAAAGAUGUUCCUGCCUGGAAAGAAUUAAUUGAACACUCUGAUGUAGAAUUUAUGAAAGCACCCCCUAGUGGUCCUAUUCUGGCAUUAGCUUUAACACGAGAGGAUGCGGUGCAGCACUGUAGGAAUUUACUGGGCCCCAAAAAACUUGAAGAUGCAAAAGAGAAGGCUCCAGAAAGCCUGCGUGCAGAGUUUGCCCUAGAGAACAUCCCCAUUAACCAGCUUAAUGGCAGUUCUUCUCCUGAAGAAGCAAAGAAAGACCUAGAGUUUUUCUUUCCUGUUGAGCAGACUUUGGCUGUUAUUAAACCAGAUGCCUACAAAGAACACAAAGAUGAAAUACUGAGCAAUAUUAAGGAAGCUGGGUUUAGUAUAUCACAGAUGAAAGAGACUGUGUUAACAAAAGAGAUGGCUGAAGGAUUCUAUAAGGAUCACAGAGGGAAACCUUUUUUCGAUCAUCUAGUGCAAUACAUGUCUCAGGGCCCAUCGAUGAUGAUCAUUCUUAGCAAAGAGAAUGCAGUACAGGAGUGGAGGGACAUGAUGGGUCCUACCGAUCCAGAGCUGGCAAAGCAGUUCAAUCCUAACUCCCUUAGAGCUCAGUUUGCCAAGAGUAUUUUGGAAAAUGCCAUGCACGGCUCCUCUAAUGUUGAACAUGCCAAGAAGAAUAUUAAUUUGAUAUUUGAGAAUAUGAAUCUGGAAUGAUACAUGUUUUAGGUAUGUGCUUGUUAAAAUGAAAAUUGCCACUGACUUUCCCAGCAACAUCACCUACCAUAUGUUGAUACCUGGUUUGUUUAUGGGGUAGGUGUAUGCAGGCAACUGCAUAGGAACUUGUUAGACUUCUGUGAGAGUGCCUCUUUGUGAACCAGGAGACCAGAUGUUACUGCUGUUGAUGCUCACAAGCAUUUUUUAGACUUGUCAUUCAGAGAAAUAAAGUACAUUUUAUGAAAUAUAAUUUCUAUAGCAACUGAAUUCUUACUUUUUAAGCUUUGCACAAA